Quercus lobata is the source of this 715-nucleotide messenger RNA. RefSeq names its product 40S ribosomal protein. The record is from RefSeq and is a predicted model, not a curated record. The coding region runs from base 311 to 601 and encodes 96 amino acids. The transcript has 3 exons. Lineage: Eukaryota; Viridiplantae; Streptophyta; Magnoliopsida; Fagales; Fagaceae.
UGUGAAAUUUGCCCUUAUUUGAUUAAUAUCUCAUGUAUUUGUCUCUCUUCUCAACACUCUCUCGCACUCUGUUUGUAGUUGUACUCCACGUCUCUCCUCCCUCCUCAACUCUUUUGCUGCCUCUCCAGUCUUCUCCCUAACUCUCUGCUUCUCUCGUAUCCCAAACCCCGACACUUACACACGGUGGCAAGGUGAUAUCGUCAGCAGCAACAUCGGCUAAACAAUAGAGCUUGUCGGCUCGAAGCCAUCUAUAAUCUAUAGAAUCAAUCAAAGCUCAACAAGGCUUUGGAUUGCAUCAGGGAAGUGCUAGAUGGCGUUGAGGCGUUUCCUUGGGUUCUCUGAUGGUGAGUUGAUGAGGUCGGAUUCAAAACCUUGUUCCAGACUAAUGAGACAGACGGCUGGAAUUUUUACCGUUGGAGGAGGAUUAGGAUUUUGGAUUCUUUGUAGAUUGCACUAUGGUCCAAGAAUUACGGUGCCUAGGAGCCUUCGGUGGGCAGCUUGUGGAGCAGUAUCUGUUAGCUCUACGACUGCUUUACUGGUUCGCUUAUUUAGUCCUGAAUGUGAACCACAGAACAUAGCUGCUUAUGACAAGGGAAGUUAGUUUUAACUACUAGAGUUUGGUUUGGUUUUUGUUUCUCUGUCUGUAGGUUUGAAGCUUGUCUUGGAUCUAUUUUCUCAUCAAUAAUGCAAGACCAAUAUUAUUACUCAUUCCUAA